Molecule: messenger RNA, 648 nt
Organism: Hydra vulgaris (swiftwater hydra)
Lineage: Eukaryota; Metazoa; Cnidaria; Hydrozoa; Anthoathecata; Hydridae
Product: protein FAM200C-like
Source: RefSeq, a predicted model, not a curated record
AUGAGUUCUGAUAUUGAAUGCUUCUUGUGUAAUUAUUUGCAAACAACACAUUUCUUAAUACAACUGGACGAGUCAACUUUACCUGGUUAUGCAGCAUUAUCAUUGGCAUAUUGUCGAUAUAGAAAGGAUUACUUUAUUGUAAAAGCAUUCCCUUUAUCAAAUAUCAUAUCAGUAGCAACAGAUGGAGCACCUGCCAUGGUUGAACGUUAUCAUGGAUUUAUAAGCUAUUUAAAACAAAAUGUGCCAGGGGUGUUAGCAAUACAUUGCAUCAUCCAUCGGCAACAUUUGGUUGCUAAAAAUUUGAGCGCUAGAUUGUAUCAAUCUCUUCAAUUAGUCGUUCAUGCAGUAAACCGAAUCCGAAGCAACGCAUUGAAUACGCGGUUAUUUGCACAGUUAUGUAAAGAAAAUGACGAACACUUUCAUCAGUUACUUCUUCACACUGAAGUACGCUGGAUAUCGAAAGGCUUAUGUUUAACAAGAUUUUUUGGACUUUUUGAGACUAUUUUGGAAUUUUUGGAUACUAAAGAUAAAAUUUUAAAAGACAAUUUAAUAAAAUGGGAAACAGACAUUGCCUAUUUAACAGAUUUGUUUACAAAAUUUAAUAUGGUUAACUUGCAGUUACAAGGCGACAAUCGACAUUUGAUUUAA